Messenger RNA from Aureobasidium namibiae CBS 147.97, 1704 nucleotides. Its product is annotated as MFS general substrate transporter. The transcript has a single exon. The record is from RefSeq and is a predicted model, not a curated record. NCBI's taxonomy places the organism in Eukaryota, Fungi, Ascomycota, Dothideomycetes, Dothideales, Saccotheciaceae. Bases 1 to 1704 code for a protein of 567 amino acids. Gene Ontology annotation, biological process: transmembrane transport; intracellular polyamine homeostasis. Gene Ontology annotation, molecular function: polyamine transmembrane transporter activity.
AUGGGCUCACACGAUCAACACUCGGACAAAGAUGUCAAGUCGACAAGCUCAGACACACCUUCGACACACUCUCUCCCAGUGCCAGAUCAACCAGAAGUCGAAUCAAUCACCACACCUCUACCCACUACCGACGGCAUCCACCCACUCCCACAUGCACACCAUCAAGACGCAUCUUCACUGGAGAAACAAGCCACGGCAUCAAUAGCCAGCGAGGACAUAGAACCUAUAUUCGUACCCAAAGCCCAACGGAGAGGUUUACUAGCCCGCGUGGCCAUCAUUGCCGAAGUCGAGGAUCCCAAACACUAUGCUCGCAGGACAAAAUGGUUCAUCACUUUUGUCGUUGCUGUGGCUGGUGCUGCUGCACCGAUGGGUAGUGGAAUCAUUCUACCUGGCUUAUCACAAAUCAACCGUGAAUUCAACUCUUCAUCUACAGUCACCAAUCUCUCGGUCGCUCUGUAUAUGUUGUCCAUGUCGGUGUUCCCACUGUGGUGGUCCAGCUUCUCCGAGACUCUGGGACGAAGGACUAUCUAUCUGGUUUCCUUCUUUCUAUUUCUGGUAUUCAACAUUUUGAGUGCGGUCAGUGUCAACAUCUCCAUGUUUAUUGUCAUGCGUGUUCUCUCUGGAGGUGCUGCUGCCUCUGUGCAGGCGGUGGGUGCUGGAACCAUUGCCGAUUGCUGGGAUGUCAAGGAGCGAGGGAAUGCAAUGAGUAUGUUCUACCUAGGACCUUUGUGUGGGCCUCUUCUCGCGCCCAUUGUUGGAGGAGCUCUGACACAAGGUCUUGGAUGGAGAAGCUGCAUGUGGUUUACCACAAUCUACGGUGCACUUCUCUGGUUCCUUCUCCUUUUCUUCCUGCCAGAAACGCUCAAGGAUACUAUCCCUGCUUCAGUCAUCGCCGCUUCCUCGGAGAAGGACAGCAACGCACGACCAACACUCUCAAGAACCAGCACACGCCAGAGCGUAGCUCUGAAAUCAAAACGCUACAUUACCAUUUUCCGCCGCUGGUUUGUCGACCCUUUAGCCAUCAUCCUCAACCUGCGCAUACCAGCCGUGGCACUAGUAGUCUACUACGCAUCCAUAACAUUCGGCUCCUUAUACGUUCUCAACAUCUCCGUCCAACAAACCUUUGACUCAGAGCCCUACUCCUACUCGACCAUCAUCGUCGGACUCCUCUACAUCCCAAACUCACUAGGCUACUUCCUGGCCUCCCUCCUCGGCGGCAAAUGGGUCGACAAAAUCAUGGCUAGAGAAGCCAAAAAGGCCAAUCGCUACGAUGAGCACGGCCACUUGAUCUACCGCCCCGAAGACCGCCUGCGGGAAAACGCAUGGUUGGGCGCCAUCAUGUUUCCUCUAGCGCUCAUCUGGUAUGGCUGGUCUGCUCGCUACGGCACCUUCUGGUUCGUCCCCAUGCUGGCCAACUUCUUCUUUGGCAUUGGCAGUAUGCUUAUUUUUGCUGUCGUCACUACCAUGCUUACGGAAUUCAUGCCUAAUAAAGCUAGUCAUGGUAUUGCGCUGAAUAACUUUGUGCGCAAUAUUUGUUCUUGCGUGGGCAGUUUGGUGGCUAGUCCGUUGAUCGAUUGGUGUGGGGAUGGGUGGUUGUUUACGGUUAUUGGGGUGUGGUGUUUGGUCUCUGGUGUCCUUGUUAUUUGGAGUAUGAGGAGGUUUGGAGAGGGGUGGAGAGUCAGGGCUGCUGAGUUGAUGGUUUGA